This is a messenger RNA of Balaenoptera ricei (Rice's whale), 984 nucleotides long. It is a transcript of the gene POLR2H, whose product is annotated as RNA polymerase II, I and III subunit H. Lineage: Eukaryota; Metazoa; Chordata; Mammalia; Artiodactyla; Balaenopteridae. Gene Ontology annotation, molecular function: DNA-directed RNA polymerase activity. Gene Ontology annotation, biological process: DNA-templated transcription. The coding region runs from base 283 to 735 and encodes 150 amino acids. The transcript is spliced from 5 exons. The record is from RefSeq and is a predicted model, not a curated record. Gene Ontology annotation, cellular component: RNA polymerase II, core complex; RNA polymerase III complex; RNA polymerase I complex.
GCCCGGGGCGGAGUUAUUUGGACCUGAGACCCGCCCAUAAUACUGCAGCCUCUCGGAAAGAACCGUUCGGGGCGGAAGUUAAGAAUCCCCGAGAGCUAGGUGGCGGAAGUGGCCGCGUUCCUGCUUGUCCGUGCGCAUGCGUUAUUCUGUUUCUUAGCCGCCGCUCUUCAAGUGCUGUCUUUUCCUUUCUCCUCUCUUUUCGUCCACGCGAGGGGGUGCGCGUACCCUUAGUUGUCGUGGUCGCGCGCUCAGCCCCUCCGCUAUUUUCGUGGCCCCCUCACCAUGGCGGGCAUCCUGUUUGAGGAUAUUUUUGAUGUAAAAGACAUUGACCCGGAGGGCAAAAAGUUUGACCGAGUGUCUCGACUGCAUUGUGAGAGUGAAUCUUUCAAGAUGGACCUCAUAUUAGAUGUAAACAUUCAGAUUUACCCUGUAGACUUGGGUGACAAGUUCCGGUUGGUCAUAGCCAGUACUUUGUAUGAAGAUGGUACUCUGGAUGAUGGUGAAUACAACCCUACAGAUGAUAGGCCUUCCAGGGCUGACCAAUUUGAGUAUGUAAUGUAUGGGAAAGUGUACAGGAUUGAGGGAGAUGAAACUUCUACUGAAGCAGCAACACGCCUCUCUGCCUACGUGUCCUAUGGGGGCCUGCUCAUGAGGCUGCAGGGUGAUGCCAACAAUCUGCAUGGAUUUGAAGUGGAUUCCCGAGUUUAUCUGCUGAUGAAGAAACUGGCCUUCUGAACCACCCAGGGAGCCAGCCUUGCUGCUUAGUCACUCAGGUCAUGGACGUUCGUUCAAGCCCGAGUGGCAGUUGCUGUUGUUCACCUGUUCAGGAGGGGCUGGCUCUCUGUCCACUGUGGGUGCAUCUUUAGGAGGUCUGGACUCAAUGGGAAACUGACUUGCCUGCAAAAGACCAAGUGGGAGAGCUUAAAAUGAAUCAGAAGUUGUUUUAUGUAUAUGAUUUUUUAAAUUAAACUUUACUUUUUCAGA